UCGCCCUUGGGCUGUCUCGCUUGCGCGCGGGGCCGGGGGGGGGUGGGAGAGGGCGGAGGCGCGAGGGUCGCCUGAGGGGAAAAGAGCGCGAUGGCGGCAACGCUGCUCGCUCGCCUGAUAGCCUCGGUAUCCGUGUCUGAGCCACGCGGCGUCCUCAGAUGCACUGCCAUUCCUUCACUGGAAAAAUGUUUUUCAAAAUAUUUUAGUUCUGACAGUUCUCCAAAGCGUCCUCAGUCAUCAUACCUUACUUUUCUAAAUACACAGCGUGACUUUUACAAGAAAAAAUAUCCAGACCUGAACCAUCAUCAGCUGAUGAAAGAGAUAGCGCGUAUCUGGAGGGAAUUACCACAACAUGAAAAGGAACAUUAUGAAGCAAUUGUGAAACCUGAAUGGGAUAAAUAUAAAGAACAAAUGGCCAAAUAUAGAUCUCAGCUAAAUCCUGUAGAGGACGCAGCUUUGAAAGAGGAAAAAAGGAUAAAGAAGGAAAUAAGAAAGCAAGCAAGAAUAAAGAGGGUAGUGUUUACUAUUUUCAUAUCCAAAUAUUUGAGGACAUUGUUGUUGUCCUGUCCAUUUGUUACUGUAGGAAUUGACAGCAUUGGGAAACCAAAAAAAAGUCGGAGUUCCUUCAAUAUUUUUGUUUCUGAACAUUUCCAAGAAACCGAAGCCGCCUCAAGUAAGGAAAGAUUUAAAGCUUUAUGUGAAGAAUGGAAAAAUAUGGCCAGUCCUCAAAAGCAGGUCUACAGCCAGCUUGCAGAAGAUGAUAAGAUUCGCUACGCAAAUGAAAUGAGAUCAUGGGAACAGCAAAUGAAAGCAAGUGGGCGUGGAGAUGUUCUAAAUUAUAAAUUCACAAUGAUACGGAAAACGAAAGAAACCUGAAACAGAACCUUUAAGCUGAAAAUAAAUAUUUGGAAAGCAAUAUUGUUUCAUCAGCAACAAAUAAAACCAGUGCAAGAGUAAAGCCAUCUGAGGAAUAAGUUUUAAAAUGUAUUACGUUAUUCCUGACUGCAAGUGAAAGUCAUUUGUCAUUUAUUGAGGGUUAUUCCCCAUAAAUACAAGUAUUUUCCUUUUUUUUGUAAACAGUCAAGCAUUUAUAAUCAAGUUUGUGGAAAUUUAAGUGAUUGCUAAUCAUGAGAACGGUUGUAUUUUUUUUUCUGGACAUAGGAUUUUUUUUUUAAUUAAAACACCUUGAAGUAUAAA
Thamnophis elegans (Western terrestrial garter snake) is the source of this 1197-nucleotide messenger RNA. RefSeq names its product transcription factor A, mitochondrial (gene TFAM). The record is from RefSeq and is a predicted model, not a curated record. NCBI's taxonomy places the organism in Eukaryota, Metazoa, Chordata, Lepidosauria, Squamata, Natricidae. Gene Ontology annotation, molecular function: transcription cis-regulatory region binding. The transcript has 7 exons. The coding region runs from base 91 to 876 and encodes 261 amino acids.